Molecule: messenger RNA, 3112 nt
Organism: Sphaeramia orbicularis (orbiculate cardinalfish)
Lineage: Eukaryota; Metazoa; Chordata; Actinopteri; Kurtiformes; Apogonidae
Product: sorting nexin-14-like
Exons: 29
Coding region: 202-2985 (927 amino acids)
Biological process (GO): autophagosome maturation
Cellular component (GO): late endosome
Molecular function (GO): phosphatidylinositol-3,5-bisphosphate binding
Source: RefSeq, a predicted model, not a curated record
AAACCUGGCAACCCGACCAGGAUUAGCAAAACACUCCGUCUGUCACUAAAGUCGGUCCGGACUUUGACAAACGACACAACAUGAAGUAAAACUCCAACACUGACCCGAAUGACGGUCUUGUGUGAGUCACGGGGGAGAUAAACAUGCCUUUAAGUCUAUGAAGAGGAACUUUCCGUGGUAUUUUUGCUGUCUGCAGACAGGAUGGCAGGGCUUUUAAGUUAUUUGGAGAAUGUCAAACGGAGGCUGAAGAUAGAAGUCCUGAGGGAGGCUGGACGCCAGUAUCCAGUUUUCUGUUUCCUGCUGCUGUCGCUGCUUUCACUGACGGUGCUGCUCAACAGGUAUAUCCACAUCCUCAUGGUGUUCUGGUCAUUCUUGGCUGGACUCAUCACUUUUUACUGCUCCCUCGGACCUGAAACCCUCCUCCCUAAUGUCCUGUUUCAAACCAAACCCAGGAACAAGCGACAAGAGCAGGAGCUGUUCCCUCUGGGCCACAGCUGUGCAGUCUGUGGGAAGGUCAAGUGUAAACGACACCGGCCGACGCUGCUCCUUGAAAACUACCAGCCGUGGUUGGACCUGAAGGUGCAUUCGAAAGUGGACGCUUCCAUAGCAGAGGUGUUCGAGCUGGUCCUGGAGAACUUUGUGUAUCCCUGGUACAGAGACAUCACAGAUGACGAGGCGUGUGUCGAUGAACUGAGGAUGACCUUUCGCUUCUUUGCGUCGGUUCUGGUUCGUCGAGCUCAGAAGGUCGACGUCCCUGGUGUGUUCGCAGACAAAGUGAUGAAAGCUACUAUGAAACACAUGGAGAUUGUUGCAAAAGCCAAAGCCAAAGUCAACAGCGUCGAGGGUCUUCAGCAGGUUGCGCUGGACGAAUACGGCGCCGACCUCCACGUGGCUCUGCGGAGCCGUAAAGACGAGCUGCUGUACCUGAGGACGCUCACACAGAUGCUGUUUCCGUACGUCAUGCCUCCCAAAGCCACUGACUGCCGGUCUCUGGCUCUGCUGCUGAGGGAGGUCAUGGCUGGGUCCGUCAUCCUGCCCACCAUGGACUUCAUGGCUGACCCCGACACUGUGAACCUCAUGGUGCUCAUAUUUGUCGAUGACACUCCACCUGAACCCCCUACCGAGCCGCCGUCGCCGUUGGUUCCAUUUUUACAGAAAUAUGCCGACGUCAGUAACAAAAAGCAGUCGGUGCUGAAGUUGGAGCUGAAGGAGAUCAGGGAGCAGCAGGACCUCCUGUUUCGCUUCAUGAACUUCCUGAAACAGGAAGGCGCCGUCCACGUCCUGCAGUUCUGCCUCGCCGUAGAGGAGUUCAACGAUAAGAUCCUGAGUCCAGAGCUGAACGACGCGGAGCUGCAGCGUCUUCACGGUGAAGUUGUUCAUAUCUACGAAACCUACUGCCUCGACGAAAGCAUCGACAAGAUCAGCUUUGACCCAUUCAUAGUGGAGGAGAUCAAAAACAUUGCCAAAGGUCCGUACGGUGGCGUGGUGAAGCUGCAGACGAUGCGGUGCCUGUUCGAGGCUUACGAACACGUCCUGUCUCUGUUGGAGAGAGUCUUCACCCCCAUGUUCUGUCACAGCGACGAAUAUUUCCGACAUUUACUCAGAGGAGCUGAGUCUCCGACAAGGAACUCAAAGAUCAACAGGAACACGUCGAAGCGAGGGGAGUCGUUUGGAAUCAGCCGAAUCGGCAGCAGAAUCAAAGGCGUGUUCAAGAGUACGACCAUGGAGGGAGCCGUCCUGCCCCCCAGCACCAUGAACGACCUGGACGACGACACGGUGGAGGAGGCCACCGUGGUGCUGGAGGAUGACCCCGCCCCCGAGCCGGUCAGCGCUCUGGGAACUCUGAGGAACCUGUCGGCUUGGAGCGUCUCCAUCCCAUACAUCGACACCUACGAAGACGAGGUGAGGAAGGAGAAGGUCCCUGUCUUCUGCAUCGACGUGGAGCGCAAUGACAGGAAGGAGGUCGGUCAUGAAACUGAGAGCUGGUCGGUCUACAGACGAUACCUGGAGUUUUACGUCUUAGAAUCCAAACUCACUGAGUUUCACGGUACGUUUGCCGAUGCGCAACUUCCAUCCAAAAGAAUCAUUGGACCAAAGAACUACGAGUUCCUCGAAUCAAAAAGGGAAGAAUUUGGAGAAUAUUUACAGAGACUCCUUCAGCACCCGGAGCUCAGUAACAGCCAGCUUCUGGCCGACUUCCUGUCUCCUCACAGUAUGGAGUCUCAGUUUCUGGAUAAGAUGCUGCCUGAUGUCAACCUGGGUAAAAUAUUCAAGUCUGUUCCAGGAAAACUGAUCAAAGAGAAAGGACAGAACCUGGACCCGUUCAUCCAGUCCUUCUUCAACUCCUGUGAGUCGCCCAAACCCAAACCCAGCCGCCCGGAGCUGACCAUCCUCAGCCCCACGGCCGAAAACAACAAGAAGCUGUUUAAUGACCUGUUCAAGAACAACGCCAACCUGUCGGAAAAUUCAGACAGGAAGCAAAACCACAAUUAUUUCAUGGAGAUGGUUUCAGUGGAUGGAAUGUACGACUACAUGGUGUAUGUGGGUCGUGUUGUGUUCCGCAUGCCGGACUUCAUGCACCACUUCCUGGCCGCUGGCAGAAUCCUGUUCAAGAGCACGUUUGAGGCCUACAUGGACCAGUACAUGACCAGGAAACUGGAGCAGAACCUGCAGGAGCACCGACUGGUGUCACUCAUCACACAGCUGAGAGACGCUGUGUUCUGUGAAAACGCUGAAGAACGAAGUCCAGAGGACAAACAGAUCAGAGCCAAGCAGACGUUUGAGGAGAUGAUGAAGUACCUGCCAGACUUUGUGGGGAAGUGCAUCGGUGAAGAGGCCAAGUCCAACGGCGUCCGUCUGUUGUUCGACUGCCUCCAACAGCCGCUGCUCAACAAACAGAUGACCUACGUCCUGAUGGACAUCGCUGUGCAGGAGCUGUUUCCUGAACUCAACAAGGCGCUGCUGAAGGAGCCUGUGAUCGUGUGAAUCGGAUCAUUUACUGUCGAAUCAAUCAAGUGCAAUAAUACUCCCCCGUUAACAUUCCACUGUAGAAGAACGCACUCAUAAAGAAAAAAAAAAAAAAAAAGAACACACUCAUGAAUAAAUAAAUCUA